This is a messenger RNA of Trypanosoma cruzi, 1008 nucleotides long. RefSeq names its product mucin-associated surface protein (MASP), putative. The transcript has a single exon. Bases 1 to 1008 code for a protein of 335 amino acids. Lineage: Eukaryota; Euglenozoa; Kinetoplastea; Trypanosomatida; Trypanosomatidae. The record is from RefSeq and is a predicted model, not a curated record.
AUGGCGAUGAUGAUGACUGGCCGUGUGCUGCUGGUGUGUGCCCUCUGCGUGCUGUGGUGCUGUGCUGCGGUGGUGGUGUCGUCGGCGCCUGAUGCUACCCGUGCCCAAAGUGUUUGGCCUGAGUAUUUGUUCCUAAAUUGGCAUGAACUGUUGAGGAACGAAUGCGAGGUGGAAAAUCCGUAUGAGAAGAAUGUGGGUUUAAAAAAGUUAGCCGUGAAUUGUUGUGUGCAUGAUGCGAUGAAAAAGCUUUGCAGCGAUUUUUACGGUACGACUGUCAUGGAAAAUAAAGACCCCAAAGUUGACGGUAUCUGCAAAAAUUACGGUGGAGAAGCAGCUGAUGCCGAUAAAUGCUCAGAACUGGAAGCCAAACUGUCGUCUGCUGCGGCAGCUUCAGUGAAAGUAUCAGAUCGAGAAGCACCCGAAGACAAAGAAGUAUUGGGAAAAAAAUCGGAAGAGAAACCGAAAGCACCACCGGAAGAGGCACCGACACCACUAGCGGGAAGACCUCUGAGUGAUUUACCAGAAAAACCAACAAAAGUAUCACCAUCACCUCCACUGAAAGGACAACCCACCAACGCAGAGGAAGUGCCGGUGCCAAAUUCAGAGGAAGGCUCAGUGAACACGGAGCCCACAAAAGAUUCGGAAGAGGGGGACACUGACACAGACACAGACACCGAGCAGGAUGAACCAUCUAACAGUCAAGCCGAAUCAACCACACCAACACCCACGGUUGCCAGCGAUAAUGAUGAUAACGAAACGGACAAGAGCACUGGAGAAGAUACUCCGAACAAUGCACCGGAAUCCGAUGUUGCCAGGACAGAAGAAAACCAAGAUAAAAAUAAAGAUAAUAAACCGAAGGAAACACCGGUCGAAGUUGCGGGUAUAAAAACCGCCACGGUGACGUCUGGCGACGCUGACGGCAGCACCGCUGUCUCCCACAUCACCUCCCCUCUUUUUCUUCUUCUUGUUGUUGCGUGUGCGGCUGCUGCUGCGGUGGUGGCCGCGUGA